Molecule: messenger RNA, 1631 nt
Organism: Malus domestica (apple)
Lineage: Eukaryota; Viridiplantae; Streptophyta; Magnoliopsida; Rosales; Rosaceae
Product: protein JINGUBANG-like
Molecular function (GO): protein binding
Source: RefSeq, a predicted model, not a curated record
UCUCUCUCUCUCUCUCUCUCUCUCUCUCUCUCUCUCUCUCUCUCUCUCUCUCUCUCUCUCUCUCUGUGUGACCAUGUUUCAUCCAAUGAAUUCCACUCUGUUAGAAAACAAACGUCUCUCAACAACUCCCUUGCUCUCUGCCUCAGCAACAAGCACCAGCAGCAGCACGAGCAGCGAGGCCGAUGGCAGCCCGCCGGAUUCAGGCCGCUUUUCGCUCCAAGAUCAUGUCAAGUAUCAAUUCCCCUGCGUACCCUUAUCCGGGUCCUUCUCGUAUCGAUCGUUGGCGGUGCUCCCCGGACAUGUAGGCUCGGUUUCGUGCUUGGCCUUGUGUGGUGAAUUCAUCCUCAGCGCCUCACAAGGCAAAGACAUCAUAGUCUGGCAACAGCCGGAUUUAAGGCCUUUCACGAAAUUCGGACAAGGCGAUGGCAGCGUCAAGGCGGUUGUUGCUGUCGGGAACAAGGUUUUUACAGCGCACCAGGACAGCAGGAUCAGGGUUUGGAAGGUUUCGCGGAGGUCGGAGAAUGUCUUUAGGCUUGUCGACACGCUUCCCACAACGAAAGACUAUUUGGGGAAGUUCAUGAAGCAGAGUAACUAUGUCCAAACUCGGAGACAUCACAAGCGACUGUGGAUCGAACACGCGGAUAGUAUAUCGUGUUUGGCUUUCCAUAACGAGUUGAUUUACUCUGGUUCAUGGGACAAGACGCUCAAGGUGUGGAGGAUCUCGGAUUUGAAGUGCGUAGAGUCGAUUAAGGCUCACGACGACGCAAUCAACGGCUUGGUGGCAAGUAAAGGGACUGUGUAUUCUGCUUCUGCAGAUGGGAAAAUCAAAGCUUGGGGAAGAGAGGGGAAGAAGAAGAGCACACAUUGUUUGAAGGGUAUUCUGGAGGGGCACAAGGAUGUUUCGCUUAACUCCGUGAUCGUUUCAGAGGAUGGGAGAUGGGUUUAUGGGGGCGGCUCUGACGGGUUUGUGAUGGGAUGGGAAGCGAGUAAUUGCAGUACUAAUGGUGGUGAUGUUCAAAACAAACUUGUGGUAAGUUGGAAGCUGGUUUGCGAAACAAAAGCGCAUGGGAUGGCGGUUUUGUCGAUGUGUUUGAUGGGGGAGAUGCUGUGCAGCGGCUCGGCGGAUAAGAGCAUCGGCAUAUGGAAGAGGGAGGCUUUCGGUAAGCUAUGUAAAGUUGGGGUAAUUAGCGGCCAUGAAGGACCAGUGAAGUGCUUGCAGGCAGCACCAAAUAACGUCGGUGGCGGAUUCAUGUUGUACAGUGGAGGACUUGAUAAGAGAUUGAGAGUUUGGUGGGUUGCAAAACCUUCUAAAACCAGAGAGGAAGAUACCAAUUCAGUAUAAAGUUCAGAGCAAUUUCCCAUUAUUUUGUGCUACGAUACAUUUGAAGCACCCAUCUUUUUUAAAGGUGUGUCUGCAGGGCCUUGAAGUAAAGGGACUCUGUUCAUAGUUUCAGAAAGAUUAAAGAGUUUACUGAGGUAGAGAAAGGGCAAUUUUGAAACCUCAAAUGUUUUGGAGUUGGUUUUGGGUUUGAGUUUAUGUUGUAACAUUUUUUUUUGUUUUACUUUUUUUCAGAGAUUUGUGUGUAAAGUUCUAGGAAUACAUUUGCAAUCAAUUGUAUUUACGAUUUUCA